Molecule: messenger RNA, 3768 nt
Organism: Microcebus murinus (gray mouse lemur)
Lineage: Eukaryota; Metazoa; Chordata; Mammalia; Primates; Cheirogaleidae
Gene: RAB9B
Product: RAB9B, member RAS oncogene family
Biological process (GO): Rab protein signal transduction; retrograde transport, endosome to Golgi
Cellular component (GO): lysosome; late endosome; phagocytic vesicle
Molecular function (GO): GTP binding; GTPase activity
Source: RefSeq, a predicted model, not a curated record
CCCCGGCGGGCGCGGGCGCGAGACGCUGCGCGGCGGCAGCAGCGGGCGCGAGCGGCAGCUGUCAGGCCACCGAGGUCCAAGCCGCACUUGCUGCCCCAUUGAGGACGAGGCGGCAGCAGGAGCGGUGUCUCUGAGAAGCCAGACUGCCGGCACGCAGAACUGAGCUGUCCCGCACCGCGGCCCUCUCGCGUCUCCUUCCCACCGCACUGGAACUCUAAAAAGAAAGAAUAAAACAACAUCAGGAAAAAAGAAAAAGAUUAGAAUUGUGACAAAAAACCAACUGGGUUCUCUUGGUUAAAAAGUCCUUCCCUUCUGGUGCUGCAACAAUGAGUGGGAAAUCCCUACUCUUAAAGGUCAUUCUCUUGGGUGAUGGUGGAGUUGGGAAAAGCUCACUUAUGAACCGUUAUGUAACCAAUAAAUUUGACUCCCAGGCUUUUCACACCAUAGGGGUAGAGUUCUUAAAUCGAGAUCUAGAGGUAGAUGGACGCUUUGUAACUCUCCAGAUCUGGGACACUGCAGGGCAAGAACGUUUCAAGAGCCUUAGGACACCCUUCUACAGGGGAGCAGACUGCUGCCUCUUGACGUUCAGCGUGGAUGACCGGCAGAGCUUCGAGAACCUUGCUAACUGGCAGAAGGAAUUUAUCUACUAUGCAGAUGUGAAGGACCCUGAGCACUUUCCCUUUGUAGUUCUGGGUAACAAGGUAGACAAAGAGGAUAGGCAAGUGACUACUGAGGAGGCACAAGCCUGGUGCAUGGAAAAUGGGGAUUACCCUUAUCUAGAAACUAGUGCCAAAGAUGAUACUAAUGUGACAGUGGCCUUUGAAGAAGCUGUCAGGCAGGUGUUGGCUGUAGAGGAACAGCUGGAGCAUUGCAUGUUAGGUCACACCAUUGACUUGAACAGUGGCUCCAAAGCAGGAUCUUCAUGCUGUUAAAAAUAAGGAGCCUUUAAAAGUGUGCCCCAACUUGGUCAGUCAAUAGUAUAUGAAUAACUGUGCCCCUCUAAGAGUGCACACAUGCACACAAGAGGGUAAGAGAUAAGGUUCUGAUUGUGAAACAGAGCCUUUCAAAUUGAAGUUGUUGAACGAUUUAAAAAAAAAAAAAGCUUUAUCAAACCAAGUGUAUUUUGCGUGAUUUCUGCUACUUCCCCUUCUUGUGUGUCUCAGGACUUAUCUGAAAGUUUUAGUCCUGAGAGGUUUAAAUAUUUUUAAAAUCACAGUUUAAACGUAGAUCCCAGCCGCAUGAAGGAGUUAAAGAGCUACAGCUAUCCCUUAAAGCAUUCCAUUAAUCAACUAACAAAUGUCACCAUCAGACUCUUGCCAAUCAGUUUCUGACAUUUCUGCCAAAGGGAAAAAAAUAAGACUCUGAGGUGUAUUACAAUAAAAAUAAUGAUGCAAACAAGAAUUCCUAAGCUUGAAUUAUAAAGAGGUUAUAACAAUUGGGAAUGCAAAAGUAUUAUGACGUAUACUGACUUGUGUAAAUCCUUAUGUAUGGUGUGCUCCCAUUUGAGCUUUCCAAAAUAUACCAUCUCAAUAAGAGAUACUCUAAUGACACUGGAAAUUGAUUAUAUUCCUUGUGUUUGAAGUCACAGGAUACUAGUGAAUGGAUUAUGCUUAAAUAUGCCAACCACCCUUGCAAAUAAAUGGUUGGCCUGCUUUUACUUCAUAAGUCUACUUUUGCUGCAUAAAGAUGUUGCUUCUCUGACAAAACCUCUUAUCAGUUUAGCAAUGCUGCUUAGUAUAUGGCUUUGGGUGCAGUGCUUUCUGCUCAUAAUUUAGAUGGUCCUUUGAUCCACCAUGCUGGGCUUACGGAGAAGGCUUCAGAAAAGAUAAUGGGCUUUUCUCACAAGGUUCCUUAACUCAAAUAUUUAUUAUUUAUUGUAGAAGGAACUGAUUUCUUAUAUGUUGCACUGUAUGUUCAGCCGGCCAAACUAGGACAUUAAAAGUGACAAAAGAGCAGAUUUUAACCCUGCAUUAGAAUGAAUUUCUUAUAAUUAGAGUUGUCCAACAGUGGAAUGGACUGCCUUAAUAGUAAGCUCCCUUCCAGUGAAAAUAUUCCCUGGAUGACCAUCUGUUAAAAUACCAUAGAAGGAAUUUCUUUACUGGCUACAUGUCCAAUAUAAGGUCUCUUUCGGCUCUAAGUUCAAUGAAUCUAUAAACUGUGUCAGUGCCGUGCUGUGGUUAGAUUUAUCUGAAGAUAACAGCUAAGACUAUGGAGAGGGACUUUAAAAAUUCUCAAACCAUUCUGUGAUCAGCUUUUAACAGCAACUACAUAGCUGUUCCUUUUGCUUUUGCACUGUGGCAGGAAAAAUUCCUAAACUCUGAGUAAUCUUUAUGAGCCCUGAUAUGAACACCCUAAAGAUACCAUAUUAAAAUAUUAAUACAAAAAUGGUUUGACAAUUUUUGAUUGCUAUGACUGCCAGUUAUAUACUGUAUUAUGAAUAUGCAGUCUGGUUAUUGUUGGUUGAUCUGUUUGUCCUGAGGAGUUUUUAAUCUGUACUUCAAAACAUCUAUGAUAAGAAUAGUGACCCAAGGUAGUGAGAGACAGUUAGAAAUGACCCCAAAAAGAGACCUAGGCCAGGAAGGAAGUGGGAGCUUUCACAGGAAUACAGCCUAGACCUCUCCAUUGUAGCCACAUAUGGAAUCAGCCUUACAUGUGGGACCUUAUGUGCUUUAAGAGCUCUGGGACUUUUUGGCCACAUAGACAAGAGGAGAACAGUAUUUCAACCCAGGCGUACUCAAUAUUUCCAAUUAAGAUAUAGUCCUGACCCUAUUAUUCAAUUAACUUUGAUGCCAGAAGUCAAAGCCAGAACUGGGACCCACAGCUCUUAAGUAUUGGUCCCUAUCCUGCCUAUGCCUAUAGCCAGCCGCACUGGUUUUCAAGUUCUAUGAUCAUUUUGCUACAAUUAUGUUAGGGUGAAAAUCUGUAUGUCAAAAGUGUUAAAUGCUAAUUAUUUUUAAGUGCAUGAGACCUGGGGCCUUCUCUUUCUACUUGCACUCUGCUUAUAAUAGUUUCUAUUUGUAGAUCUCAGGCCUUCACGAAGACCUCCAUCAACUCACAAAAGUACUUGUCUCUAUUAGAGUGGCAUGUGGUCAUUUGAGUAAAAAACUUAUGUGGGUAUCCAAUUCAUAGGCAUCCUGUCCAUCCGAGACAAGUGUUAAUUUUAUUAGCCUGUCAACUGAAGCCCCUUUCCUCUUAGCCAUACCAAUUUUUUCUGCCAAAUUACUACACAAUAUCUUAGUGAAAGCACUAAACAUUAAAUGACAAAAACAGUGGCAUUUUGGUGAGUAACACUCAGUGGGGUGCUGACAUAUAGUUCGGGUAAGAUUAAAAAACACCAAAGGCUGAAAUCUGUGAGUACCAGGAACUGUGCAUAUAGGUUUAGAAAUUGACUAUGUACCCUAGAAUGUGCAGUGCAAUAUUUUCAAUAGGUGAUUUUUAAUGAACACUAGAUUUUUGAAAUAAUAUAUUUCUAAUUAGGACUAUACUGUUUUUCAAUGAUCCAUCAAAACAUCAUACAGAAUAUUUAUUUAGUUUAUUAUGUAUUGGCUAAGUUUAGGGGGCCUCAGAUUCCAUAUGUCUUCAGUGGAUUGAUGACUUUCAGGUUAAUUUGUGCCUGCCUCAGCCAUCUCUGUUUUAUCCUGAGGUAUUCCACAAUCCUCUUGUUGCAGGUGCUGCUAAAAAUCUCAAAAUUGUGUAUCGGAUAUUUUCUUCCAACUGUAAAAAACCAUCUGUGUUAAAGUGAAUAAAAAGUGCAUUUUGAAUAACCAA